Aspergillus wentii DTO 134E9 is the source of this 878-nucleotide messenger RNA. RefSeq lists its product as uncharacterized. NCBI's taxonomy places the organism in Eukaryota, Fungi, Ascomycota, Eurotiomycetes, Eurotiales, Aspergillaceae. The record is from RefSeq and is a predicted model, not a curated record. Gene Ontology annotation, cellular component: BLOC-1 complex. Gene Ontology annotation, biological process: endosomal transport. The transcript has a single exon. The coding region runs from base 317 to 835 and encodes 172 amino acids.
UUUUUGAGCAUUCAGCGAUCUGUUUUAUGUAUCAAGCCAGCAUGGGGAUUUGUAUUGAUGUUGAUCUAGAUAAUAUUUUAAUGAUGAGGACUUGGGAUAAUUCAUAGUGAAAUAGGAGUAGCCAGAUAUAUGAUCACUUACUCCACAGAAUGACUACCUGCAGCUUAUAUGCAGAACAAUUCUAGCGUGCCACAUGAGGUGGGGUUGAUGAAUCUGUUCCUGUCAUAUCCAUAAACAUCCUAUAUCCAUCCAUCAACAGAUUAAUUAACCAACACUCGUAUACAAUCAUCAUCUACCUACAAUAAAAUAAAAUAAAAUGUCAACCCAGCAACCCCCCUCCCCCACCACCCCAACAUCACCAACAACAACCUCCCCCUCCGACAACAACACAACCACCAACACGACAACCAACCCCUCCUCCCCUUCCCCUUCCCAAACCCAACGCACAACCGAAGCUCGCGCCGCAUUCACCGCAUCCCUACAAUCCGUCGGCGCAAACUACGACGCCGAGCUCCGCGACCGCGCGCGUAAUCUCCACGACAACACCGCCGCGCUCGACAAGCAGCAGGCGGAUUUGCAGCGGGCGACGACCGAGCUGGGCAGGCAGAACGAGCAGUGGGGGAAGGUGACGGACACGGCGCGCGAGGGGUUAAAGGAGAUCGGGGACGUGCAGAAUUGGGCGGAGUUGAUUGAGAGGGAUUUGUUGGUUGUGGAGGAGACGUUGAGGAUGGUGGAGGAGGAGGAUGAGGCGGUGGGGAGGGUUGAGGGUGGGAAUGGGAAUGGGAAUGAUGAUAAGAAGGGGAGGAAGGCGGGUGGGUGGAUGAAGUGGUGGUAGUUAUUGUAUGCUAUGUUAUUUUAUGAUGUCUAUUCUAUUUUGU